AUGCAACUAAAAAUCGAGAGUCGCGGUAACAUCAAGGGCGCGUACUUUCCGUUGGAAAUCAAUCUGCCUGAUGAUGCUACGCUGGGAACGUUGAAAAAUGGCAUUGCGAAUCUUGUGCCUACGUUGCCAGUUGCCCGUCAGCGACUCGCUAAGGCUGAUAAGCAGCCACUCGUUGACGACGAGAAGCGGCUGAGUGAUUUAGGUGUAGAGGGAACUGCUGCUCUGACAGUCAAGGAUCUCGGUCCUCAGAUCAGCUGGCGCACUGUGUUCCUCGUUGAAUACGCGGGCCCAUUGAUCAUCCAUCCCCUCAUCUAUUACGGAGCACCUUCGUUCUGGGCUCGAUUUGGUUAUUCUUACAACACAUCAUCAAUACAGACAAUUGCAUUCGUGCUUAUCAUGGCACACUUUGUAAAGCGUGAGCUGGAAUCUCUUUUUGUUCAUCGCUUUUCAAAUGCUACGAUGCCCGCCUUCAAUAUAGUGAAGAACUCGUCGCACUAUUGGCUACUCUCAGGACUUGUUCUUGGCGGUGGCUUGUACUCGCCCUCGCUUGGUACUGAGGCUGUAAGCGGAACACUUCGUAAUAACCGCGUCUUUCUCGCUAUAUGCGCAUGUGUAUGGCUUGUUGCUGAGCUAGGCAACUUGCACUCGCAUCUCAUACUGAUGAGCCUGCGGCCUAAGGGGACACGGGUGCGCCAGAUUCCGCGUGGAGGCGCAUUUGAACUUGUCAGUUGCCCGAACUACUUUUUCGAGGCUGUUGCUUGGUUCGCGAUCACCAUUAUGACACACUCACUGAGUUCUUUGAUCUUCCUUGUGGUCUCGAGUGUGCAAAUGACGCUAUGGGCGGUCAAGAAGCACAAGAACUACCGUAAAGAGUUUGGCGCACAGUACCCUCGACAGCGCAAGAUUAUGUACCCCUUCGUGUUUUAA
Malassezia globosa CBS 7966 is the source of this 927-nucleotide messenger RNA. RefSeq lists its product as uncharacterized. The record is from RefSeq and is a predicted model, not a curated record. Gene Ontology annotation, molecular function: oxidoreductase activity, acting on the CH-CH group of donors; protein binding. NCBI's taxonomy places the organism in Eukaryota, Fungi, Basidiomycota, Malasseziomycetes, Malasseziales, Malasseziaceae. The coding region runs from base 1 to 927 and encodes 308 amino acids. The transcript has a single exon. Gene Ontology annotation, biological process: very long-chain fatty acid biosynthetic process.